AUGACCUUCCAAAUAAAGCAAGAAAUCGCAAGUUGUGGUGGAAAGCUCAUGAAGUUGAGCCAUCCUUCCAAGAAAACUGGCACUGAAAUGGAAGUCAACGUGUACCUGCCUAAGCAGUACUUUCACAAGCAAGACCAAAGCAUUCCUGUGCUGUACUAUCUUUCGGGUCUGACUUGUAGUCCCCAAAAUGCUUCGGAAAAAGCAUUUUGGCAACCUCAGGCAGAUAAGUAUGGUUUUGCGCUAGUAUUUCCAGAUACCUCUCCCCGCGGCGAGGGCGUCCCUGAUGAUCCAGAAGAAAGCUGGGAUUUUGGUAUCUCUGCCAGUUUUUACGUGGACGCUACGCAAGAGCCUUAUAAAAAGAACUACCAGAUGUUUUCAUACAUUCACGACGAGCUGCCUCGCGAACUGAGCCAGUUUUUCGAAAAUAAGGGCAAUAGUAAACUUGAUUUUGUUGAGAACGUUGCGAUUACUGGGCAUUCGAUGGGUGGCUUUGGCGCGCUGUCAGCAUUCUUGAAGCUCUACCCGGAGAGGAAAUACAAAUCAUGCUCUGCCUUUGCGCCUAUUACAUUUCCAUCCAAGGUCCAAUGGGGUCAAAAAGCUUUUGGGGGCUACCUCGGUCAGGAAGAAGAGAAGUGGAAACCUUAUGAUCCAGGCCACCUUCUCAAAAUGACGACUAACAUCGGGAGCGAUAAGAUUUUGAUACACCAGGGGACAGGCGACCCAUUUUACAAGAAUCAACUCAAGCCAGAAUUGCUUCUGGAAGCUUCCAAAGGUACUUCGUGGGAUGGGAAGAUUAAUCUCAAUCUGGUGGAGGGUUUUGACCACUCUUACUACUUCGUGAGCACUUUUGUUCCGGAGCAUGCUGAAUUUCAUGCUAAAAACCUUGGACUUAUUUGA
Messenger RNA from Lachancea thermotolerans CBS 6340, 897 nucleotides. Its product is annotated as S-formylglutathione hydrolase. NCBI's taxonomy places the organism in Eukaryota, Fungi, Ascomycota, Saccharomycetes, Saccharomycetales, Saccharomycetaceae. Gene Ontology annotation, cellular component: cytosol. Bases 1 to 897 code for a protein of 298 amino acids. The record is from RefSeq and is a predicted model, not a curated record. Gene Ontology annotation, molecular function: S-formylglutathione hydrolase activity. The transcript has a single exon. Gene Ontology annotation, biological process: formaldehyde catabolic process.